Eutrema salsugineum is the source of this 1345-nucleotide messenger RNA. RefSeq names its product zinc-finger homeodomain protein 3. Gene Ontology annotation, cellular component: nucleus. Lineage: Eukaryota; Viridiplantae; Streptophyta; Magnoliopsida; Brassicales; Brassicaceae. Gene Ontology annotation, molecular function: transcription cis-regulatory region binding; DNA-binding transcription factor activity. Bases 267 to 1202 code for a protein of 311 amino acids. The record is from RefSeq and is a predicted model, not a curated record. Gene Ontology annotation, biological process: regulation of DNA-templated transcription; regulation of developmental process. The transcript has 2 exons.
GCCCUUAGUUUAAGCACUGCCUUCACAUACAAAACCCACCUGCAGUUCUCUAUCUCUCUUUAUCUUCUUUCUUCAAAGUGUUACUUUUACAAAACCAUACUUAAAAACUCUAAACUUAUCAGUCUCCCUAGAUUUAUCAGAUCAUUGUGGUUUAGAUUCAUCUUCCUGUUUAUCCUCAAGAAAAGUUUUGAUUUUCAUCAGAAGCAUAUAUAUUAAGGGAAAGUACUCUGCUAGAUUUUGUUGUUGUAAGGAAAGAGAUCAAAAGAAUGGAAGUUGCAACUCAAGAAGAUCAUGACAUGCCUAUACCAAUAAACACUACUUAUGGUAAUAGCUGUGGUGGUCAUGGACACAUUAUUCAUCAUCUUCAUCAUCAGCCUGCCAAUUCUACUCCAUCAAACCCACUAAUAUCCCCCUCAAAUGGUAAUGGACUUGGCAAAACUCAUGACCAUCAUGUGGGCUACAACAUCAUGAUCAACAACAACAAGAAGGAGAAGCCUGUGGUGAUCAAGUACAAGGAAUGUCUGAAGAAUCAUGCAGCUUCCAUGGGAGGCAAUGCUAUUGAUGGUUGUGGAGAGUUUAUGCCAAGUGGUGAAGAAGGUUCCAUCGAAGCCUUCACUUGCUCAGCUUGUAAAUGCCAUAGAAACUUCCAUAGAAGAGAAAUCGAAGGCGAAGAAAAAAACUUCUUUUCUCCUUACCACCACAACCAACAGCCUCAACUGCAGAGAAAACUCAUGUUCCAUAACAACCACAAGAUGAUCAAAUCACCAUUGCCACAACAAAUGAUAAUGCCAAUUGGUGUUGCAACCGCAGCUGGAUCUAACUCAGAGUCAGAAGAUUUUAUGGAAGAAGACGGCGGAGGAAGCUUAACAUUCAGACAGCAACCACCGCCUCCACCACCGUACUGUUACGGUGGACAGAAUCAGAAGAAGAGGUUUAGGACAAAGUUUACUCAAGAGCAAAAGGAGAAGAUGCUGAGUUUUGCGGAGAGCGUUGGUUGGAAGAUGCAGAGACAAGAGGAAUCUGUUGUUCAACAGUUUUGUCAAGAGAUUGGAGUUAGGAGAAGAGUUCUUAAAGUUUGGAUGCAUAACAACAAACACAACCUAUCCAAGAAGUGCAACAACGUUAAUAACAAUGUCGAGCUCUCUGCUGGUAAUAAAGACAUCAAUAAAGCCAUUACUGGAAAUCUUGCUUCUAGUCCUUAGUUUAAGUUAAGAUUGUUGCUAUUAUCUCUUGUGAGUACUUAGUUAAGUAUCUUAUAUCAUGAGGUUAAUGAUUUAACCCUUUGUUUGUUGUUAAUCAUUUGUUUACGCAACUUUACAAACAUAUGUUUUAUUAGGGUAUUAUC